GCAUGAUGACGUUGUCGGGCAGUGAGACGGACGACGAGGACAGCGUGGACGCCCCCCUGGACCUGUCAUCCAGUACGGGAGGUAGCAGUGGGAAGAGGAAGAGGCGCGGGAACCUACCCAAGGAGUCGGUGCAGAUCCUCAGGGACUGGCUAUAUGAGCAUCGCUACAAUGCCUACCCCUCUGAACAGGAGAAAGCCCUACUCUCCAAGCAGACGCUGCUUUCCACACUACAGGUAUGCUAACUAAUGAUCUGCAUCAAUUACAUAAGGGGCCCUGUUCAAAUACUUCAGCAAUGCUUCCUUACUGCUUACGUUCCUUGAAGUGAUCACAGAGUUGAAUUGCUUGCUUUCACAUAUCUUAUCACUUAUAGAUCUCCUCAAGGAAAUUAGGAAGGAAGGAUACAUUCAAACAGAGGGCCAGAGUGACAGGCCUCUGUUCAUAGGUUUACUACCAAUGACCUUGUGUUGUAACGUCUUGUCUUGGUUUUAUGACACGUACGUAAACAAAGAGAGCAUGAUUGACAUGUGGACAAUGAACAGCUAGCAGCAGGGCCUUUCAAGGAAGCUUGAUGUUGCAACAUUCUGUCUGACGAAACACAUCUGAAGUGAAACGACAUUGACUGUGUCCCAAAUGGCCCCCUAUUCCCUAUGUAGUGCACUACUUUUGACAAGGGCCCACAUGGUUUUUCCCUUAGGGCUCUGGUCAAAAGUAGUGCACUUUAUAGGGAAUAAUAGGGUGCCAUUUGGGAAACACUUGGUGACUAGGAGGAACCGAGCACUCUGAAACUUUGACUCGGCUCACUCACUCUGCUGGGUGGUUGGUGUGGGCUUGGCUGUAACAAUCACACAGGAAUUUCCCUCCCUCCAGCCCUCUUCCAGUCCAGCUGUCUGGGAACAAUGCAGAGUCCUUUACAUACUAAGAGUUCUAGGCUUUGGUGAGCCAUCCAUGGCUGACAAUUGGCUGGGACAGAGAGGGAGAUGAGGGGGUCGGGGGAGGAGAGGGCAAUAGAAUUGGGAAGGGCAACAAGACCUUACAGCAAACUGGUGUUACAUGCCGUGAUGGCUUUUCAAAGGCCUAGUUUGAGUUUCUUGAUGAGCACAGAAGUAGCACCUUAUAUUUUCUUACUUGUUUGUUGAAUUAUGUAUUAUAAGACGUAAACGUAAGUAAAAAAAAUAACAUUAGUUUAUGUGCAAUUAAGUAGUGAACAGUUGCCAUAACAUUGUCUAUAGGUGUGCCAGAAUAUAUACGACCAAGAGCAAGUUGUGGAACAACCAUCACAUAUGCUUGUAGAUGUUUCAGAUAAGAUGCAUGUUUUGAAUACUACAGAAAAACAGCUGUGUCUCACAAUGUCAUGUAAAUAUGUAAACCGGAUGUAACCUGUUUUUGUCAACGUGAGAUAUGAAAGUAUAAUUUUGUGCUCUCCUUUUUCCCCUUUGUCUUCUUUUUUGAGACAACUUGAAACUAUACUAUAUACUUAAAUAAAUGUUGUAAUUUGCUCUCCUUCAGGUUUGCAACUGGUUCAUCAACGCACGUCGGCGGCUCCUCCCGGAGAUGCUGCGGAAAGACGGUAAAGACCCCAACCAGUUCACCUUCUCCCGGAAAGGCAGCAAGGGAGGCGACGGGGGCUUCUCUGACUCCAGCUCUCAGUCACCCAAGCACGCCACAGCCGCCACGGGCCCCGAGGACGGCUACGACCAGCGGGCGCUGCACCCCUCCAGCUUCGAGGCAGGUCUCCCCAGCCCCAGCGUUCUGCAGAAGGCCAUAUCGUCCCCUAAAAUGUCCCCCUCCUCCUCCCCGGGGCCCACCACCACUGUGGCUCACCGGCCCUCUGUCAUCUGUCACACCACUGUUACCACCAUGGCCAUGCAGAAACAGGGCUCCAGCCCCCCUUCCUACCUCUCCUGCUUCCUCUCCAGCAUGAACACAGAUGGCAGUAGGGCCGCAGAGCUGCUGCAUUCCACCAGAGAGGCUCUGGGGCUUUUCAGAUGUCGGGAGGAAGGGUUGGGCCUGGGCGCCCCGGCAGUGACCACCACCCCACCCCCCACACCACCAUGGAGGGUAACCUGAGCCCCCAGAGUGGGCUCUUCAACACCCCUCCCCCCACCCCCCCAGACCUCACACAGGACUUCAGUGGCUUCCAGCUCUUAGUGGAUGUGGCCCUCAAGCGGGCGGCAGAGAUGGAGCUGCAGGCUAAACAACUGGUGUCU
Messenger RNA from Coregonus sp. 'balchen', 2207 nucleotides. NCBI's taxonomy places the organism in Eukaryota, Metazoa, Chordata, Actinopteri, Salmoniformes, Salmonidae. The record is from the annotation of a GenBank genome assembly.